This is a messenger RNA of Saxophila tyrrhenica, 645 nucleotides long. RefSeq lists its product as uncharacterized. Lineage: Eukaryota; Fungi; Ascomycota; Dothideomycetes; Mycosphaerellales; Extremaceae. The transcript has a single exon. Bases 1 to 645 code for a protein of 214 amino acids. The record is from RefSeq and is a predicted model, not a curated record.
AUGCACAUCUCCCUUUUCUCCCUCCUCGCGCUGGCCGCCACCCUUCCCACCCACGCCCAACCCCUCACCUCAUCCCGUACCCUCACCGCCGCCUCCAUCCUCAAAAUCGCCCCCUCAACCCGCACCUGCGCCUCCCCACCCGCCCCCGGCGAAUGCCGCACCGCAUCCCAAGCCGCCCCCUACCUCGCCCUCUCCUUCCAGAACUACUACCUCCCCUCCUUCGCCACCCAAGCCGCCCUCCUCGCCCUCAUCCUCUACGAAUCCGCCAACUUCCAAUACGCCAAGAACCACUUCCCCGGCGUGCCAGGGCAGGGGACGAGGAAUAUGCAGAGUCCAGAGUAUAACCUCAAAUACGCCACGUGGCUGGCGACUGUGUGCCAGAACUGCGGGAUUGGGAUGGAGGAGGUUGAGCAAGCGGAACAAGAGGGUCCGGAAGCGGUGUUGGGGACGGUGAAUGGGGAUAUGUGGGGUUUUGGGAGCGCGGCGUGGUUUUUGGCUACGCAGUGUGGGGAGGAUGUGAGGCGGGGGUUGGAGCAGGGGACGGAGGAGGGGUGGGAGGGGUAUUUGACCGGGUGUGUGGGGACGACGGUUACGGAGGAGAGGACGGCGGUGUGGAGGAAGGUUAUGGCGUUGAAAGGGUGGUAG